GGGGGAAUAAAUAAUGACAGUUCAUUUUGGUAAUGACUAAUAAUCUCUCCCUAAGGCCAAUGUAGACUGAUUUUUGAUCUUGCAAAUACUUGUAAAUUGCCACAAAAAAAACAGCCACCAUCAAUAACGAGCAUUGUCUUUCCCCUUUAGAUUAUGCCCAAACCUCAAGCCAUGGUUAUGGUGGCUAUGGAGGACAGUCCAGCCAGAGUUACAGCCAGCAGAGCUAUGGAGGAUACAACCAAAACUCAGAGAGCAGCUCCGCUUAUAAUCAGGGUGGAUACAGUUCCAGCUAUGGACAGUCCCAAUCAGGAGGAUUUGCGUCUCAGCCCCCCUCUCAGGGCUAUAAUCAGUCCAGUCAGUCAUACAGCUCUGGAGGCUACAAUAACAGCAGCCAGCCUCCUCCAGCUCAAAGUGGAAGCUACAACCAGCAGUCCUCUUAUUCGGGCUAUAAGCAGCAUGAGUCUGCUCCUCCAUCUGCCUCUAGUAACUAUGGCAACGGUCAGCAGCAGGGUGGGGGUGGAUAUGGUGGCAGUGGGGAUCAGUCUGGAGGAUAUGGGGGCAGUGGAGGACAGAGCAGUGGAUACGGGGGUAGUGGGGAACACCAGUCAUCUCAGCAUGGAGGAGGGCCUUACAACCAAUCUCCCAACUACAGCUCUCCUCCAGCUCAAAACUAUGGGCAACAAAAUCAGUACGGACAGGGAGAUUACAACCAAGAUGCCUCGAGUGGUGGUGGUGGAGGCGGCGGCUAUGGUGGUCAGGAUGGUGGAUAUAGUCAGGAUGGUAGAGGUGGACGUGGUCGUGGAGGUGGCUUUGGAGGUCGAGGAGCGGGUGGGUUUGACAGAGGUGGUCGUGGAGGACCCCGUGGCAGAGGAGGAAUGGGGGCCCAGGGAUCAUGGAGCUGGUGGGCCCAAUAUGCGGGAGCAGGAUAACUCUGACAACAACACCAUCUUUGUGCAAGGUCUCGGAGACGACUAUACUGUUGAGUCAGUAGCAGAUUUCUUCAAACAGAUCGGCAUCAUCAAGGUCAAUAAGAAAACAGGAUUACCCAUGAUAAAUCUGUACACGGACCGAGAGACAGGAAAGCUUAAAGGGGAGGCUACUGUUUCCUUUGAUGACCCUCCUUCUGCAAAAGCAGCCAUUGAUUGGUUUGAUGGUAAAGAUUUUAGUGGAAAUCCUAUCAAGGUGUCCUUCGCUACUCGCAGAGUUGAAUUUGGACGCGGCGGUGGUGGCAUGAGAGGUGGUCAUGGUCGAGGUGGGCCAAUGGGCCGUGGGGGAUUUGGGGGUGAUAGUGGUGGUGGUGGUUUCCCAGGCAACAAUGGCAGCAGCCGCGGUGGUGGCCAGCAAAGAGCAGGAGACUGGAAAUGUUCAAACCCAACUUGUGGUAAUUUGAACUUCUCAUGGCGAAAUGAGUGCAAUCAGUGCAAAGCUCCCAAACCGGAAGGAAGUGGAGGAGGAAUGCCACCGAUGGGAGGUGGUUUUGGUGGAGGCAGAGGCGGUUUUGAUCGAGGUGGUUUCCGUGGCCGUGGUGGUGAUCGAGGGGGCUUCAGAGGAGGAUUUGGACCCGGCAAGAUGGACUCGAGAGGUGAACACAGACAUGACCGCAGAGACCGGCCUUACUAAUGGGAAAUUCUCUUUUGUCCAAAUAAGACUUUAUUUCAAUGUGGGACCAGUAUUUACUCCACUUCAACAUGUGUUACCUUGUUGCUCAUGUUUUGUGUUGUAUGUUGUUAAAAUAAUUGUUUUUGUUUUAGUUCUGGUCAUUUUUUUUUUUAUUCUCUCUGUAUUCUGAUAUUCUUAAUCAUGAAAUUUGUUUUUUUCCUUUCUGAAUUUGUUGGUGUUUAGGUCAGUUGUAAUAUUUGUGCAAA
Molecule: messenger RNA, 1865 nt
Organism: Sinocyclocheilus rhinocerous
Lineage: Eukaryota; Metazoa; Chordata; Actinopteri; Cypriniformes; Cyprinidae
Product: RNA-binding protein FUS-like
Exons: 14
Coding region: 154-1620 (488 amino acids)
Biological process (GO): regulation of DNA-templated transcription
Molecular function (GO): RNA binding
Source: RefSeq, a predicted model, not a curated record